AAGAGCCUGCGCGCCGAGGCCAAACAAAGCCCUCGAGCAGCGACGUGCGCGCCCCUGAAGGUCACCUAGGCGACCAGCUCGGCCAGACCCACAGCGUCUGGCAACCUAGACCAGCAGGGCAGAAGAUGGAAGAACCUCUCAAAGAGGCUCCUCCGGAGUCCUUGGGACCUGAAAGCACAGCCAAGUCCCCAGAUGACAGCAGGACAGACAACCAGGAAGACAACUGGCAGAACCAGCAUGAAGAAGAGGUAGAUGACCAGAAUGAUCACAGAAGGGCUGAGCAGGCUGCCCAAAGAGUGUCUGGACAGACUGACCAUAAAGUAUAUGAACCCACUGGUGGCCAAACAUCUGACCAGGCUGAUCUCAGAACAUACAACCGUGCUGAUGUUGCUCAGGGUGGUGCAUUUGAUCAGGAUGACCAAAGAAUGUAUGAGAAGACAUCUGGCCAAGCCCAUCAUGACAGCCAGAUGUCUCUUCUGCGUGAACAAAGAACUUCCCUACAGAUUGAACGCAGAAGGUCCAGCCAGGCUGAAGGAAGAGCUGAUGGACAGAUUGACCGCAGAAUGUCCAACCAGACUGAAGGAAGUUCUUCUGAGCAGAUUGACAGUAGGGUGUCUAACCAAUCUGACCAAAGAACUUCUGAACAGAUUGACCAUAGAUUGUCUGUCUCAUCAGAACCAAGAGCCUCUGGACAGAUUGACCACAGAAUGUCCAGCCAAGCUGAGCGAAGAACUUCUGAACAGAUUGACAGCAGAUUGUGUGGCCUGGUUAAACGAAGAACUUCUGAACCGAUUGGCUAUAUACCGUCUAACCAAGUUGACUCCAGAACAUCUAUAAAGACUCACCACGAGGUAUGCGAGGAAGCUAUUGAACUAGCUGAACAGCAAACUGCUGACCAGGCUGAAAGUAACGCUGAUCACCUUACAGUGGACAAGACUGACUCCAGUGACUAUUACAAGGUUGACCACUUAAUGGAUGAAGAGAAUUACCCCAGAGAAGACUAUCUGGCUGACUAUGGAGCACCUGGCCAGUAUGAUGACAGAAUAUUUAUGCAAUCUGGUGACAAUAAGGAGUCCAAAGAAGCUGAAUUCAGAGUAGAACCCUGCAAAUUUGAGGCCAGAGGAAUAGACCAGGACAGUUCCCCAGUUUCAACUGAAACUGACACAGAAAGUGUAACCGAUCUGCAAGCAUUUGACUCAUUUAAUACCAGAUGCACCAGUAACUUCCAAGCAAAAGACCAAGCCUAUUCCCAGAGAUUUCCCUGUAUCUCAUCCAGGCUGGACUAUACCAUCGGUCAAGAAAAAACUAAAGCCAUAGAAACCAAGCCUGGUAUAUUUCUAUUGCAGGAUGAUAUUCCAGAAUAUCAAGAAGGAAAGAGGCCUCUUGGAUACAGUCAGACUUCUAGGAGACAAUUCCCUCCUAUCGUAUACGAAGAUCCUUAUCAAGUUGCACUACGAUACAUGGAGAAACACCACAUUCUGCAAAUAUUCCAGCAGAUCACUGAAAACUUAGUCUAUGAAAAGCCAGAGGACCCCCUGAGUUUUAUGCUGUACCAGGAUUUCAGCUCCAUCAUCUCAACUCAAGGGUCUGCAGGGUUCCUGUUGGGUUCUCUUUUCCUACACACUAAGGCCAGGAAAUUUUCUGAAAACUGUAAGGUACAGGAAAUGAUAGAAAACAGAGACAAAUGUGAAACCUACAAAGAAUGAAUUUCUCCUCAACAUUGUUUACAACCCUCAGUAUCUACACUAUGUUCUGUUUCUCACUCUGAAAAAUGAUUUUUGAAUGGUCAUUGGUGGUGAUUCUGCCUAAAUAUGUUCUUAAUUUUUAAGUAAAAUCUAUAAGCUGUCCACUUCAAAAAUUCACAUAAGUUACAGAUACCUCAGGCUAAUCAUGCAAAAUAUAUACAUGUAAUACUUAUCCAUGCAUUGAUAUUUCAAUACUCAUUCCUCUAAAGCACUGCAUAAUAACAAGUUCACAAAUCCCAAAGAAAAUCAAAAAAAGAAUAUUAGCAAUUUAUAUGUAGUUCUCAUAAAGCAUACAAAUCUAUCAUGUCUCCAAACUGUGUAUAAAAUUUUCAAUCAGAAAAUGUGUGGAAAAUAAUUUUUAGCAGCACUUUUUUUCUCUCUUCAUGGAAGGUGAUUGUUGUAAUCUCUUUUUUCUUGUUUCUUAAUACCUCCAACAUAUUUUUACUAUUUUCCUAUUUGACCCCGCCUGUUACUUUCUGCCAUUAGUGGAUGUGAUUUAAUCUAAUCCUAGGGAUACCUCUCUUCUGAUUUUUAACCUACAGCAAAAUUCAAACAUGUUAUACUACUAUGUGCAUACCUAUGGGAGAGGCAGAAUCACACUUCCUCAUUACCUUUAUCCCCUGAAGAGUAUCCACAUUGCAUGGAAUGUGUAACCAGUAGAACUGGUAUUUAAAUGCAAAAGGUCUUGAUAUAGUCUGGUAUGAGAGGACCUGCCCAGCAUUCAUAACUGAGAUGAUCAUCUACUAUUAUUUUUGUAAGCUGAACCUGUUGUUUAAUUUCUGUUUCAACAUUAAAGAAUUGAUUCUUUAGACUGUUUAA
This is a messenger RNA of Neofelis nebulosa (Clouded leopard), 2564 nucleotides long. RefSeq names its product testis expressed 55 (gene TEX55). Gene Ontology annotation, cellular component: nucleus. The record is from RefSeq and is a predicted model, not a curated record. Lineage: Eukaryota; Metazoa; Chordata; Mammalia; Carnivora; Felidae. The coding region runs from base 126 to 1706 and encodes 526 amino acids. The transcript is spliced from 5 exons.